This is a messenger RNA of Helicoverpa zea (corn earworm), 4910 nucleotides long. RefSeq names its product carboxyl-terminal PDZ ligand of neuronal nitric oxide synthase protein. The transcript has 10 exons. Bases 369 to 2507 code for a protein of 712 amino acids. Lineage: Eukaryota; Metazoa; Arthropoda; Insecta; Lepidoptera; Noctuidae. The record is from RefSeq and is a predicted model, not a curated record. Gene Ontology annotation, molecular function: nitric-oxide synthase binding.
ACCGAGCGUCCGUGUCCGAGAGCCGCUCGCUCCGCGUCGCCGCGUCAAACAAACUUACAAACUCACUUUCCGCCGCCGGAAACCUGUUUCGUUAACAAAAACCUCCUAUUACAGCAUAACCACCACACUAUACUCACUCCCGACUCUAUUAAUAAAUUCCAACGCACUUUUAAGUGAACUUUGAGGCUUUUACGUGCAGCAAGUUUGAAAAACUUUAUAAAAGUUUGUUUUUAAGCUGACGAUUUGCUGCGGUGUGCAUGUGUAAGCUGUAAAUUCAUGGCUGGACGUAGUUCUCACUAAACCGGUGACGCGUCCACUUUCAAGUUCGGGGACAGUUUAUGAUGGUGGUGCUGCAUUAAUCCUCCUAAAUGUUUAGGAGAGGAUACAAGACCCGUUACUUCCGCGUGGUGCUAAAGGCCAGGACCUGGAAGCGUGUGCCGAUGAAGCUGCUAAAGUGGGGAAGGAAGAUGCCAUCCACCAAGCAGUACAAUCUGGUACCGAACGAUGAGUACGACACGCGGAUCCCGCUGCAUCCCGACGAGGCGUUCACCUACGGGAUCACCUUCCAAGCCAAGUACAUCGGAACUAUGGACGUGCCUCGCCCUACCAGCCGCGUGGAGAUUGUCGCUGCGAUGCGUCGCGUUCGUUACGAGUUCAAGGCGAGGGGCGUGAAGAAGCGCAAGGUGACUGUGGACGUGUCUACUGAUGGAGUACGAGUCACCACCAGGACCAACAUCACGACUCGCAAGACCAAGAAGAGUUCGAGCAAGCUCUUCGGUCGCGGCAGCAAGUCCAGCGUGACGACCGAGACGGCCGAGAUAAUGCAUCAUCCGAUCUACCGCAUCUUCUACGUGUCGCACGACAGCUCCGAUCUCAAAAUCUUCUCGUACAUCGCGCGAGAUGGCGCCACUAACGUUUUUAAGUGCAACGUCUUCAAGAGUAAUCGCAAGAGUCAAGCUAUGAGGAUUGUGCGCACCGUGGGCCAAGCCUUCGAGGUGUGCCACAAGAUGCAGAUCAACUCGCCUGAGCAACCCGCUCCAUCGACGUCCUCAGCUCCUGAUGAACCAGUCGCCGGCGGGAGUGACAUGGCCGCCUCUAAAGAAGCGGCUUCGGAGUGCGGUGCGUCUGAUGCUGCGGCCUCGACCACGAAGGUGGUGAUUGAAGAGGGAGCAGUGGGAGGACGUGAGGAACGACCCAAGCAUUUGGAUCUGCUGCCGCCGCCUCCUAGGAAGGAAGGGAAACGAUCUGUUCAGCGCUCAGCCCCAGCUCCAACCAUCAACCUACCGGACCUACCCGAGUGCGUCACCAAAGUGGAUGUAGCAACAACCGGGGAAGAAGUCGGCGACACAGCAACACCGCUGAGCGCGCAACAUCAACUGCAACUGUUGCGAGAACGUCUCGAGCAACAAGCGCAACAGACUCGCGCGGCUGUUGCACAACUUCUGUUGCUGAGGGAUCAACUUGCUGCCGAGCAGGCCGCGCGUUGUGAAGCUCAGGCCCGCACUCACCAGCUCUUGGUGCAUAACAAAGAACUCCUUGAGCACAUUGCAGCCCUGGUCGCGCACUUGCAAGAACGCGAGAGGGGGUCGUCUCGACCAAUCAGCGCUCAGCAAUUGACACUCUUGCCCCAGAUUCAGAAAAAAAUAGACAUGACGAUAAAUGAAGCCUUCAAGCCCGAUGCUGCAAUGUGCAACGGCAACCGCUCUCCCACCAACACUGAGGCUCUAAUUAACCUGAUCCAGAACACUAGAGUCAAUCAAAACAUGGAAAAUAAUAAUAUCAACUUCUCUCCAUUCUGCGUGUCACCAGUCCAAGAGACGGCCAACGGUGCAAACUCAGCACCAUGCUUCGGUGGAAUGACCAACGAGCAGAUUCAAAAUUACUUGAUAUCAAAAUUCCAAAAUAUGGGAGGUUUCCCGAAUGGCAACGAAGCGAGCAAGCCUGCACCCACUAUUAACUACAACCAGCAGUUCUUUCAAAACAGCAACGCGUUCCCGACCAUCCCGCCGCUAACUAACCACUACAGCAACUCUGACAUUGCGAGCUUGCUGAACCACCAGAUGUACAAGGAUAUCUGCAGUUCGAAUGACGAGCUCGGGAACAUCGCGCAGGCCAUGAGCGUGGGCCAGUCAGAGAACUCUCUGUACAGCAAUAGUCAGCCGACGACUUCGAAGGAUUCCAGUCCGGAAGGCUCCAGCUCGGAUGAGGGAGCUCCGUUCAUAAUGCCGCUGUCUCACAACUGCACGCUGACGGCGACUGGUGAGGACGGUCGCGUUCGGCUCAUCGUGCCGGUGAGCCCUUCGGAGAGCGUGUCGGACGUGGUGGAGUCGCAGGCUGAGGCUCAGGGCGCGUCGGGCCAGACGCUGCGCGUGCCCGGGCAGGAGCGGCCGAGCACGCUGCUCGCGCCCGCGGCCCCCAUCACGCGCACCACGAGCGAGAAGGUGCCCAACCGGAGCGAGAUGAUGACGGCGCUGCGCUCGCAGUGGACCCGCCACACCACCAAGUGAACUCGCACUGAAUCCACGCUAUGAUCUGAGUCAAGUUACCUAAAACCUUAUUUAUAUUUAGACGUAUCUUCUACAAAUAUAAUAUCUAAUUUUCGUCAUUUUUGUACAAAGAGUGUAGGUAUAUUUUAUAGUUACGUAUACCAUUGUUUUGUAUUUAUUUGUGGGUUGAUAGUAUACUCGCUUGAAGAUUGAGAUUUACGAUGGUGCCAAACUUGUGCCACAUGAACGUAAGAGGCGGUUAAAGGAAAGGUGUUAUUAGAUAGAGGUUUGUUUAAUUUACAUAUCAUGUUCUCUUAAAACCAAACGUCUUAUUUUUAUAGUAAAACCAAUAUCUAUCAGAACAUAUCCUUUAUCAUAUCGCUAUUAAAAUUGGUUUUAUGUUUAUGGACCAUAUUGUUAUAGUAGGUAUACAGUGCAAGUUAUAUGCCGAUAUUUAUGCUCUUGAUGAUCCAUAAAAAUCUUAUAGUGUAUUAUCGCAAGGUUAUGCUUUUCUACGAUUUAUGUAGCCCUUGCGGUAAGCCUAUUUAAAGGCACUACUCAUAUAAGAUAUGACUACUUAUUGUAAUGUACCAACCGCUUCGUAGCUGUGCAGAUUACAAGUUUACAUAUAUACACACUAGUCGCUGGAUGUUUAACGGUUGUAAACUUUACUGCAACUACAUAUAUACCCAAAUUAUUAGUGUCACGUUUGACUUGCAAUUGUAAAAUCGGUGUCAUGAUAUUUGUCGUAACAUAGAAUCGAUAUAUUAUGCAUGAUUAGUUUCAAUAUCAUAUUCAGCAAAUUCAAUGUAACCGUUAUAACGUAAGUUUUAAUUAACAAUACAAUAUUAAUUAUACGUGUUAAUGAAAUAGAUGGAUAUUAUUAGAGGAAUUAUUAUUGUAAGUACGAUUUCAAGCUUACUUCUAAAAUAAAAGACAGUCCGAAUUUCAUAUCAAACUUGUUUCGAUCUAUGAAUAUUUUCAAUGGAUGCCAAAGUAGAGGUGUAUUGUUUAAAAAAACUUUAUACUUUAGUAUAAAGCGCAUGAGCCAAAAACAUGCCAAAUUAGUAAGUAUAAAAUUCGAAAUAUUGGAGCGAAGGAAUAAAAGUAACAUUUUAUAAUGCCAAAUGUAUGCAAAUAUGGACCAAAAGCUUUUUGUGCCAUGUUUAUUCAAGAUUUCUUUUAAUUUUACAUGGUAGAAGACGCCAUGUUAACAUAGUGAUGUGGCCCAACGUUAGAUAAAUGAAUCGAUGUCUCCAUUGAUCGAAAGAUCCGUCAAAGAUGGAUUGAAUUCCACGAGGCGUUUGCUGGCCAAUGCCUUCACUAGAAUAAGAAUCUUAUCGAUGAAAAACUUCUAGUCAAUAACCAGAUUAUUUUUAUUAAUAAUUCAAUGAUCUAGUCAAUAACAUAUGUAAAUGUAUUAUAAUAAUUGGACAUGGUGUAUGAAAUUUGUAAAACGGCGUGGACGUAUGACGUGCCAUGUUCAACGAAAAACAAUGCGCCGUUUAUGUAAAAAUAUUAUUAUAAGAAUUUUAAGAGCAGAAUGCUGUAAUCGAAAUUAUCAUUAUAACUGUAAAAGGAACAUUGACAUUGGCAUAAUGAUUUAUAUGAUGUGUUAUUUAAGGGUGACGCAGGGCUUAGAACAGACCUAGCACGGACGUACAUAAAUUAUUUGUAUAUUAGGACAUUUUCACAAAAUUUACAUGGAUGAUACUUUUUAAAUUUUUAAAAAAUCACGGUGUCCACACGAUUACAUUAGUAUUGAGUACGUUUGUGCUACAGCCAUAGAAGGGUUUGUUGGAGUUAUUAUAGAAACACAUUUAUGAGGUAAAUUGGCCCUUGGCAUCUUGCCCCGCGGGUGUGUCUGACGUGCGCUUUACCUAAUCCUCUGUCUAACGUAACUGCCACCCUUUGGCUUUACACUUUGUGAAUCUAUUAUUAUAUCCAACUUCUCCUAAUACAAUAAUCCUUAAACAAAAUUCUGAAUAUGAGCUUACCUACUCUGGUAUGAUUACGAAAUUUAAUCAAUUUAUCCGUGUUUAUAGAAAUUAUGGCAUAUAAUCAAUAAUUUUAAGGGUUAUAAAAAUAGUCAUUUUUCUCCGUAUACACUGGAAAGAAAAAAAAAAAAAGAAAAAAAAAAGAAAUAGAUAUGUGUUUAUAGUUAGUUACACAGCGUUUAAUGAAAUAAGUUAGCAACGAUGUCAAUGUUUCAAGCAAACACUAUUAAAUGUUCAAUGUUUAGUCUGAUUACCACUCCGUAGAAAAUAGCCGACAUGUUUAUGCAUACUCGUAUGGUUUAGAAACUGUUUUCAGCGUAUUAUAACCUUGUACAACAGCAAUUAUAGAAACCAUUGAACGUAAAUAAAUGUGAACCGUAUCAUCUUAUCAUUCCGUAUCAUUAAAUAGCACCUGCUUAUAAGAACA